Molecule: messenger RNA, 1032 nt
Organism: Antechinus flavipes (yellow-footed antechinus)
Lineage: Eukaryota; Metazoa; Chordata; Mammalia; Dasyuromorphia; Dasyuridae
Product: olfactory receptor 6C3-like
Exons: 1
Coding region: 88-1032 (314 amino acids)
Biological process (GO): G protein-coupled receptor signaling pathway
Cellular component (GO): membrane
Molecular function (GO): olfactory receptor activity; G protein-coupled receptor activity
Source: RefSeq, a predicted model, not a curated record
AUGUGUUUCUUUCUGUUUUUUUUUUUUUUUUUUAGUUGUUUCCUUUUAUUUUUUAAUGUGGACUACUAAGGAAGAGAGAAAAUAAAAAUGAAAAAUCAUACCCAGGUAUCAGAAUUCAUCCUUUUGGGAUUGUCAGAUGACUCAGAGCUUCAAUUUCUCAUUUUCUUCUUCCUCUUACUGGCAUAUAUACUCAGCAUUGCUGGCAAUAUGACUAUCAUCAUUCUCACCCUGCUGGAUUCUCACCUUCAGACGCCAAUGUAUUUCUUCCUCCGGAAUUUCUCCUUCUUAGAAAUUUCAUUUACAACUGCCAGUGUUCCCAGAUUCUUGGGCACUAUUAUUACUGAGGACAAGACCAUUUCAUAUAAUGGCUGUAUGGCUCAGUACUUUUUCAUCAUUCUCUUUGGAGGAACUGAAUUUUAUCUUCUAGCAGCUAUGUCCUAUGAUCGCUAUGUUGCCAUCUGCAAACCCUUACAUUACACAACCAUCAUGAGCAAUAGAGUCUGCACAUUGCUUGUGGUUUGUUCAUGGUUGAGUGCAUGCAUGAUUGUCUUCUCAGAAAUUAUUUUUAUGCUUCAGCUGGACUAUUGUGAUGAUAUUAUUGAUCAUUUCAUCUGUGAUUAUUCUCCCCUCUUACAGCUAUCUUGCACAAACACACAAUUCUUAGAGACACUGGGAUUUUUCUGGGCUGUAGUGACUCUUAUAUUAACAUUGGUAUUAAUAAUAGUCUCUUAUACCUAUAUCAUCCAGACAAUUCUGCAGAUUCCCUCUGCCAGUCAGAGGAAAAAAGCCUUUUCUACUUGUUCUUCUCAUAUGAUUGUCAUCUCCAUUUCUUAUGGCAGCUGCAUCUUCAUGUACAUCAAACCCUCAGCAAAGGACAGAGUCUCUUUGAGCAAGGGAGUUGCUGUGCUCAAUACAUCAGUAGCCCCCAUGCUGAAUCCCUUCAUUUAUAGCCUAAGAAAUCAGCAAGUGAAACAAGCAUUCAAGGACAUGAUUCAGAAGAUUUCGUUUUCUUCAAAGGGAAAAGCUUAUUGA